UCUAAUUUUAAUACGUAUUAAAAUUAGAAUGUGUACGCAUUCAAAUAAUAAAUACAAAUUAAAACUUAACAUCGACAGCAUGAUUGGACCGUCCUCUGGCACAGGAGGCGUUCCAGAACACAAGGUGUUGGACAACCAAUCCAGAUCUGGGAAAAAGCGUAUCUUCGAGGAUCUGGACAUCGAAAAUUUUUGCGAGGAGGUGCAAAACAGUCGUAAACGAUAUCAGCAUCAAGAAAUAGAUGCGCCUAUGGAAAUGGUCGCUUCUAAUCAAGGAAUAGGCGAUACCGCGGCGUUAUUCUCGCCAAUGUCUAGUCAGGAAACAGUAGACGAGUGUCCGGUAGCACGACUCGAAGUCCUCUUGGUGGACGGUACGAAUUACACUUGGACAACCGUUUCUGAAUUAGAAUCUCAUCAGAACGUUCACGAAAUCGCAACCUCCCCUUCCGCGUCUUCUGCUUCGUCGGAACAUCGUCAGGAACAAGUGAUUCAGGAGGUGCAGAUAGAGGAGAUGAGUUAUCCAGUCAGUUCAGAUUAUUGGGAGCCAGUAAUCACAGUACCUUCGUUAAAUGCGCAACAGAAUAAAACUGGAGGAUUUUAUCAUAGUCAGCAACAGCAACAGCAACAACAGUUCGAUGAUCAAGAGACUGGAAACCUCUCCUGGUUACUGGACUUCAAAUUGGAUCCUUUUAUCGAGGCAGCGGACGACAAGUCCACCGCAACACCCACCAGAGACAAUUAUGCUGGUGUGAAAGUCUACUCCUAUUCUACUCCUAUUAAAAAAAAAACUGUUGAGCGAAAAAGUUUGCCUUUGAAAUGUUGUCACAUUUCUCAGCGACUGUUUCCUUCUUUCUGUUCAGGGAACAAGGUGAAAAUAAACGGUCGUCCUUAUGGAUCCGUAUGUAGUAACGAUGUUAAAAGAAGUUACACCGAAAACGGUUCAUUGCAUCAAGAUUCGUACCAGAGUUACUCGAAUUUCGAUAACAGAAACUUCGCGAGUUCGCGGUGUAACGGACCAAAGAAACCUCCCUUCACGUAUACCGAACUUAUUGAACACGCUCUUCGAGAAAGGGGCGAACUUACUGUAUCAGCGAUUUAUCAAUGGAUUUCCGAACACUUUCCUUAUUAUAAAAGCAACGAUGAUCGUUGGAAAAAUUCCGUGCGGCACAACCUAUCGAUAAAUCCUCACUUCAGAAAAGGAUCAAAGGCACCUCAUGGAGCUGGACAUUUGUGGGCAAUUGCAAACAGAUCAGGAGACUCUAGACCCAAACAAACCAUCAACGCUAUUAAUUCUUCCAUAAAACAAGCCGUUAAGCACUCUAUAGAAGCUGAGAAUAAUCGAAAAAAUAUUAGCCAAACUAAUCCCAUAGAUGAAGUGGAAGCUGCAACUGCGAGCAUUAUACAACAGCCCUCUGAGGAAGAGACUGGAAACAUAGUAAAUUCUGUAACGUUAGAACACUGUGCAGAAGAAAUUCUUAGUGGUAUCAAAAAAGAAGUGGAAGUCCAGUAUCUGGUACCAAUGAUGGUUUCCAAUAAUCAACAUAAUUCCACACAAUCUGAUCAACAGACACAGGAACUUCAUUAUCCCAUAAAAGAAAGUGAUUUUCUCAAUCCAGUAUCCAAAGAAGUAGUAGCAGAAGAAUGUGGACUCAUAAGCGAAGGCUAUCUCGUUACAGACCUAAAUCCUACAACCUUAGGUCUGAAUAUGGUUGAUCCAGAAAUUAUCACACCCGAAAAUCUGUUUGGGGAAGAAUUAAGUUUUCAAUUUUACGAAUUGUCAUCUCCGUCACAAAUCCAAUCUGCCUGACACACUGAAAAAAAUAAGCUACGAUUGAUCGUCA
Megachile rotundata (alfalfa leafcutting bee) is the source of this 1838-nucleotide messenger RNA. RefSeq lists its product as uncharacterized. Gene Ontology annotation, molecular function: DNA-binding transcription factor activity; cis-regulatory region sequence-specific DNA binding. The record is from RefSeq and is a predicted model, not a curated record. Lineage: Eukaryota; Metazoa; Arthropoda; Insecta; Hymenoptera; Megachilidae. Gene Ontology annotation, cellular component: nucleus. Gene Ontology annotation, biological process: regulation of DNA-templated transcription.